Molecule: messenger RNA, 1636 nt
Organism: Ceraceosorus bombacis
Lineage: Eukaryota; Fungi; Basidiomycota; Exobasidiomycetes; Ceraceosorales; Ceraceosoraceae
Source: the annotation of a GenBank genome assembly
AUGACGCUCAUCAGCAUUUUGGCAGGUCUAGGCAUGGGUGAGCAGCGUGACCGAAAGAUUGCCUCUGCGCCCACAUGAUCGCUGACUUUGAGCUGGUACAUCCAACUGCAGCCAUUGGUGCGCCUUUGAUCUACGCGGACCAAGCCUGGAGUAUUCAAAAGAAGCGUGACAGCUCUGGGUUCUCAAAGGGUGAGCUUCAGUGGUGCUCGAGUGAAGUUCUCAUCUCCACGCGCUCUGGAAGCUGACAAACCGUUUGCAUACAGAUGUAUGCGCUGUCUUACUGCUCUCCAACAUCGCUCGCUGCUUCUUCUGGCUAGGAGAGCCAUUCGAGCUCGGUAAGUGCUGCUCUUGGUAGCGAGCUAAAGACUGCGGGUUGCCUUACAUACAGCCCCCCUCUUCGACCCCCUUGCGUUCAAGCUUUGCUGCUCCAGUCUAUCUUGAUGAUAGCGGCGCAGUUAUUCCUGCUCUCCCUUCUGCUAUAUUACCGCCCUGGUUCCUUCGCACAUGCGUCCUUCACCGCCUCUUCUGCGGAUGCUGGGAGCAGCCGCUCCAGUGCUCCAUUGUUUGAUGCUGCCAGCGCAGCGCUAGCCUCAGCAGCAUCUGCUGCGAAUAGCCAAGCGAAGCCCACCUCGACCGCGGCGCAAGCGUCUCGAAUCGAUACAUCUGCUCCCCAGCCGACGUACGACGCUGGUGACUCGACAAGAGGAAAGUACGCUGCGUUGGCGGGCCUCAACUUUGAGCUGCCUCCUGCUCCGACGAUCGGAUUGGAAGAAGGUGAAGACGAGAACGAUGCUGAGGAAGUGUCCCGACUAGACCGGGUCAAGCAGCUUUUGAAGGCUAGUCUGCGAAGGGGCCAAGGAUUGAGAGCGGAUGGAAGCGAUGCAACUAGACCGUUCGGAUUUUGGACUUGGACAACCCUUUCCUCGUAAGUGGAACUCUGUCUCGAGGCUCACGGAGGCGCCGCACUCGACCCCAUUCUAAUGCAUCAUUCCUCGCCUCAUGGCAGCUACAUCAUAUUCCUUCUUGGGUACACUCUUCUACUUGGCGUGUUGCAGAUGAUUCUCGGAUGGAGCAAGACGUACGUCAGCAUACUGGGUUACUACGCACUGGGACUUGAAAGCACUCUACCAAUUCCGCAAGCUAUUAGGUGAGCGGAAGCAUGCGGAGCUACUCGCGCACAUUUCAUUAACACCACAAACACGCUUCCAGCAAUCAACGUCGCAGGUCUCUGUCGGGCUUUAGACUGACUGUCCUGGGAGGAUGGACGCUGGGAGACGUGUUCAAGACGGGCUACUUCAUCGUGCAAGGCUCGCCGCCCCAAUUUCUGAUUUGCGCGCUCUUUGCUCUCUCGAUAGACCUGCUCAUCUGUGCUCAGGCUUAUCUCUUUCGGGAACAAACACAGCGGGAGGACGAGGAAGCUGCGAGGGAAGAGGGCGCUCGAUUGGCAGCCUUGGAAGCUGAAAGAGGCGAUAUUGGGGACUAUCCCACCGCGCCUUCGCCCAGCUCAAGAGGCGCGCCAAAGAACUCGCCCGGGCGUAUCAAGAGCAAUGCACCAACGAAUUCCGAACCAACAGCUGCAAGCUACAACUCAAACGCGCCCAUACGCGAUGCAGAUGAGAUAGAGCCUGACGAUUGA